AGAAUGCUAAAGGAAGUUAGCUUGUUAGCAGGAAGUAGCCGGAGCCGGAGCUCGGCCUCACAGUCGGAGCAGCUUCCAUAGAGACCAAACUGUAUUUUUCACGGAGCCCAAAUGUCCAAAUGUCCAGAUAGAGCUGUCUGAAUAGACUCUGUGCUGUUCCCUUUAUCUGAACAUGUUUAACAUCUGAAUUAUCUCCCGGUGUCCUACGAAGCUAAUGCAGUUAGCUUAGCUUGCUAGCUGGAAACAGUCUGGAGGAAAAGCUGCUGUGAAUUAGUAAAAAUGUCUAAAGUGGAGAACGAGGAGGAACUUGGUGGACAACGCAAACUACUGGACGCUGUUUUCAAGCCUGCAGCAGACAUCCAGCUUCUGUUGGUGAGUAAAGAAGAGGUUCCCCCUGAGCAGCAGGAGAGGAGCCCCAGUCUGGACCAGGAGGACCCACCAGAGCCCCCACACAUUAAAGAGGAACAGGAGGAGUUCUGGACCAGUCAGGAGGGAGAGCUGCUUCGAGGGCUGGAGGAGGCUGAUAUCACCAAGUUCACAUUCACUUCUGUCCCUGUGAAGAGUGAAGAAGACGAUGAAGAGAAACCUCAGUCCUCACAGCUUCAUCAAAGACUAACUGAACAGAUGGAAGCAGAAGCUGAUGGAGAGGACUGUGGAGGACCAGAACCAGCCAGGAACUCAGAUCCAAAGAGACAUUUACAACCAGAUAGUUCAGACUCCUCUGAACAUGAGACUGAUGAUAGUUGUGACUGGGAGGAGAUCGAGAAAUGUCAGUCAGAUUCAAACCCUCUGCUAAACAAUGAAGUACCUGCAAGUGAUGUGGAAUGUAAUACAGGAAAAACAUCACUUUGCUCCUCUGAAUGUGCUACAAGCUUUGGCCACAAAGAACAUCUGCAGGAACACAAUGAACUCGAAACAGCAGAGAAUGCAUUUAGUUGCUCAGAUUGUGGUAAAAGAUUCCUCUGCAAGAGCUCCUUAAUGGAUCAUAUGAGGCUUCAUUCAGAACAAAAACAUUUCAGCUGCUCAGUUUGUGAAAAAACUUUUGAGUUUAAAGAAUAUGUUGCGAGGCACAUGAAAGUUCACUCACAGAAGAGACCAUUUAGUUGUUCAGUUUGUAAAAAAUCAUUUAAAUGGAGAUGUAAGUGUUUGAAUCAUAUGAGAAUCCACACAGGGGAGAAACCCUUCAGUUGUUCUGUCUGUGGUAGAAGAUUCACACUAAGCUCAGGUUUGAGCUCACAUUUAAAGGUUCAUACAGGAGAAAAACCCUUCAGCUGCUCAGUUUGUAAAAAAUGUUUCUGUCAAAGAAGCUAUUUUUCUAGACACAUGAGAAUCCACACAGGGAAGAAAGACUUCAGCUGUUCUGUCUGUAGUAAAACAUUUGCCCAAAGUUCAGAUAUGAACAAACACUUGAGAGUUCAUACAGGAGAAAAACCUUUUAGCUGCUCAGUUUGUAAAAAAUGUUUCCGUCAAAGAAGCAGUUUGUCCUCACACAUGAGAUUACACACAGGCGAGAAAGACUUCAGCUGUUCUGUCUGUAAUAAAACAUUUGGCCAAAGUUCAGAUAUGAACAAACACUUGAGAGUCCAUACAGGAGAAAAACCUUUUAGCUGCUCAGUUUGUAAAAAAAGUUUCCGUCAAAGAAGCAAUUUGUCCAUACACAUGAGAGUCCACACAGGGGAGAAAGACUUCAGCUGUUCUGUCUGUAAUAAAACAUUUGGCCAAAGUUCAGAUAUGAACAAACACUUGAGAGUCCAUACAGGAGAAAAACCUUUUAGCUGCUCAGUUUGUAAAAAAAGUUUCCGUCAAAGAAGCAAUUUGUCCAUACACAUGAGAGUCCACACAGGGGAGAAAGACUUCAGCUGUUCUGUCUGUAAUAAAACAUUUGGCCAAAGUUCAGAUAUGAACAAACACUUGAGAGUCCAUACAGGAGAAAAACCUUUUAGCUGCUCAGUUUGUAAAAAAAGUUUCCGUCAAAGAAGCAAUUUGUCCAUACACAUGAGAGUCCACACAGGGGAGAAAGACUUCAGCUGUUCUGUCUGUAAUAAAACAUUUGGCCAAAGUUCAGAUAUGAACAAACACUUGAGAGUCCAUACAGGAGAAAAACCUUUUAGCUGCUCAGUUUGUAAAAAAAGUUUCCGUCAAAGAAGCAAUUUGUCCAUACACAUGAGAGUCCACACAGGGGAGAAAGACUUCAGCUGUUCUGUCUGUAAUAAAACAUUUGGCCAAAGUUCAGAUAUGAACAAACACUUGAGAGUCCAUACAGGAGAAAAACCUUUUAGCUGCUCAGUUUGUAAAAAAAGUUUCCGUCAAAGAAGCAAUUUGUCCAUACACAUGAGAGUCCACACAGGGGAGAAAGACUUCAGCUGUUCUGUCUGUAAUAAAACAUUUGGCCAAAGUUCAGAUAUGAACAAACACUUGAGAGUCCAUACAGGAGAAAAACCUUUUAGCUGCUCAGUUUGUAAAAAAAGUUUCCGUCAAAGAAGCAGUUUGUCCAGACACAUGAAAAUCCACACAGGGUAGAAGCCAAGUAGUUGAAGCGUUUGUGAUAAAACAUUCACUGGGUUCGAAUAUCUCAAAAUACAGAAGUGUGCUGGUGAGAGCAGUGGAAGUAAAUGAAGCUGCAGAGAUGCUCGUUGAGCCGAUUCCUUCCAGCAGGACUGAAGUACUGAAGGCAAGACUUGGCUCAACACUGAUCAGUUCAGAACUGUGAUACAGACAAAAUAAGUGAAGCUUCAUAUUUUCAGCUAAGAUGAAGCCAUCCGGUCAUUUUAAUUAUGGUUUUCUUUUGUUUGUUUUUUACUAGGGGUGUAACAAUUCUCCAAAUACACGUUUCGAUUCAUACCUCUAUUUUUGUUUCCUGUUUUUUGGAGGGAAUUAUUAUUAUUAUUAUUAUUAUUAUGUUUAUUAUCAUCAUCAUUAUUUUUUUCCAUCUCAGGUUAAAGUAGUCUAACUUGCGGCCAUGAUCACUCAACCAUGACUGGACCAAAAUAGUCACGUGACGUGCGUUUGGAAGACAAUAAAAUAACUGUAUG
This is a messenger RNA of Micropterus dolomieu (smallmouth bass), 3032 nucleotides long. Its product is annotated as zinc finger protein 271-like. The transcript has 2 exons. Gene Ontology annotation, biological process: regulation of transcription by RNA polymerase II. The coding region runs from base 280 to 2520 and encodes 746 amino acids. Lineage: Eukaryota; Metazoa; Chordata; Actinopteri; Centrarchiformes; Centrarchidae. The record is from RefSeq and is a predicted model, not a curated record. Gene Ontology annotation, molecular function: RNA polymerase II cis-regulatory region sequence-specific DNA binding; DNA-binding transcription factor activity, RNA polymerase II-specific.